AUGCUGGAAGCUCACCUCAUUAUCUACUUUCUGCUUGUAUUGCUGCAGGUUUUCUCUGGCAUCUUGGCAAACGGCCUCAUCGUGAGGGUGAACGGCGCUGAGUGGAUCAUGCAGAGAAAAAUAGCCUCUCUCGAUCUUCUUCUCUUCUGCUUGGCCAUCUCAAGGAUUCUUCUGCAGUUGCACAUCUUUGGGUGUCAGUUGUCUUUUCACUUGCUGGUGACUCCCUUUUUAUCUGCCGAGACUAUGGUAACCCUCAGUUUUACAAAUGAACUGAGUCUUUGGUUUGCCACCUGGCUUGGGGUUUUCUAUUGUGCCAAGAUCGCCACCGUUCGGCACCCACUCUUCUUGUGGCUGAAGACGAGGAUCUCCAGGCUGGUGCCCUGGCUGAUCCUGGGGUCUCUGCUCUACACUGUGGCCAUGUGCAGCAUCUACAGCAAGCCUAUGAUGGAAACUUACCAAAGCCUCUUCAUGAAUUUAAUUACCAAAAACUCAACCCACAUCCCAGAAAUAGACAGAGAACUACUUUCGUAUUUCAUCUUUGGGUUCACAGUGCCGUUGUCCAUCUUCCUCGUUGCUGGUCUGCUCUUGACCGUCUCUCUGGUGAGACAUGCGCACAGGAUGAGAACGGUAAAGAUGGGCACCAGGGGGCCCAGCAGGCAUGCCCACCUGAGCGCAGUGCUCUCCAUCCUGUCAUUUGUAAUCCUCUACUUCUCCCAUUACCUGGUGAUCAUGCUGCUUUCUUGCCAAGUGCUCCCGUUUGACAGCAUCGCCUUCCUCUUUUGCACCUUGAUGGUGGGCGCAUACCCCUCUGUGCACUCCACCAUCUUAAUCUUAGGGAAUCCUAAGCUGAAACAAAGAGCAAAAAUGUCCCUCCUCCAUUGCAAGUGCUGCCAGUGA
This is a messenger RNA of Jaculus jaculus (lesser Egyptian jerboa), 897 nucleotides long. RefSeq names its product taste 2 receptor member 1 (gene Tas2r1). Gene Ontology annotation, molecular function: bitter taste receptor activity; G protein-coupled receptor activity. Lineage: Eukaryota; Metazoa; Chordata; Mammalia; Rodentia; Dipodidae. Gene Ontology annotation, biological process: G protein-coupled receptor signaling pathway; detection of chemical stimulus involved in sensory perception of bitter taste; sensory perception of taste. Gene Ontology annotation, cellular component: membrane. The transcript has a single exon. The record is from RefSeq and is a predicted model, not a curated record. Bases 1 to 897 code for a protein of 298 amino acids.